CCCUUAGGGAAUCCGCAGUGACUGCUACUCACAAAGCCUGGUCCGAGGAAUAAUGCGCUCCCACCCAGGUCUCCCAGAAAGCCCGGGUGUGGCUUGAGACUGGAAUCCCUACAGCGGUCGCCCCUUGAAGAUCCUGCCUGAAUCCAUCCGGGCCCUGUUUAGCUCUGGGAAUUGGCUUUGCUGGGAACCUAGCUCUUUCUCGAGGGUGACUUGGCUGGUAGGCAGACCCGCGCGCUCUGCUCCCACGAGCGCAAAUUCCGCGGGAGAAAGCGUACGCGCGGCCCUGCGGUUCCGUGCUCUCCGAGGUUCGCACUCCCAGACCGCCCUCUCCAGGUGACUAUGGUGCAACCUGUUCUAAGGGAGACACGGAGGAUCCCCACACCACCCCUGAGAUUCUACCGGCUUGCCUCUGUGCGACAACCGCAGCUGCAGUCGAGCAUGUGGAGCUGAGCUGAAUUCAGAUAAACGAAGCUCCAGGGCCACUUCGGUCUCAGCAAAUAUUCCAGACCCAUGUUACCUAGCCAGAACUCCUAGAAACUGGAGCUAGCGGUAUCCCAUAGAUGGGCGGCCAAGUUGAGAGUCACUGCCGGUCAGCUGCAGCGCCCAUUCGCCCAGCGUCCCUGCCUUGAGCUUCGAAGGCUGAGCCACACUUAGCUAACCAUUUCAGCAAAGACUAGUCACAGACUCGUGAAUUUCUAAUUGCGUGGAUGCACAGGAUGGAUCAGAGUGCACAGAGAAGCGGAUUUUUGUAAUUUCUGGUGGCUUUCACAGCAUGUCCUUUUAAACCUUUGGAAGGUGUCCCCAGAAGCCCAGAGCGCGCCUGGCCAUGUCUCCUUUAAUGCUCUGUUCCUCAACGUGGCCCUCUGAGGGUUCCCAGAGCUGCUCCAGGCGGUUUACAACAGGUGUGUUCUCUCCCUCCCCCAGCCCAACCCAGCCCGCAGGAUUCCCCCAAGCGGAGAUUUUUUGACUUGGCUUCCUCAGGCUCACGUUUCCGCCCUCCGCCAGAGGGUGGCCGUCCAAAGCCCGACCUUGCCCCCUCCCUGGGACCAUGGUGCUUCUUUCUGAAAAUGCUUCUGAAGGCUCCAACUGCACCCACCCGCCAGCACAGGUGAACAUUUCUAAGGCCAUUCUACUUGGGGUGAUCUUGGGGGGCCUCAUCAUUUUCGGGGUCUUGGGGAAUAUUUUAGUGAUCCUCUCGGUGGCCUGUCAUCGGCAUCUGCACUCGGUGACUCACUACUACAUUGUCAACCUGGCUGUGGCAGACCUCCUCCUCACCUCCACCGUGCUGCCCUUCUCUGCCAUCUUUGAGAUCCUGGGCUACUGGGCCUUUGGCAGGGUGUUCUGCAACAUCUGGGCGGCGGUGGACGUCUUAUGCUGCACAGCGUCCAUCAUGGGCCUCUGCAUCAUCUCCAUCGACCGAUACAUUGGUGUGAGCUACCCGCUGCGCUACCCCACCAUUGUCACCCAGAGGAGGGGCGUCAGGGCUCUGCUCUGCGUCUGGGCGCUUUCCUUGGUCAUCUCCAUCGGACCCCUGUUCGGCUGGAGGCAGCAGGCUCCGGAGGAUGAGACCAUCUGCCAAAUCAAUGAGGAGCCAGGAUACGUGCUGUUCUCAGCGCUGGGCUCUUUCUACGUGCCACUGACCAUCAUCCUGGUUAUGUACUGUCGAGUCUACGUGGUAGCCAAGAGAGAAAGCCGAGGCCUCAAGUCCGGCCUCAAGACCGACAAGUCAGACUCAGAGCAAGUGACGCUCCGUAUCCACCGUAAAAAUGUCCCUGCAGAAGGCAGCGGAGUAAGCAGUGCCAAGAAUAAGACUCACUUCUCCGUGAGGCUGCUCAAGUUUUCCCGAGAGAAGAAAGCCGCCAAGACGCUGGGCAUUGUGGUGGGAUGCUUCGUCCUCUGCUGGCUGCCAUUCUUCCUCGUGAUGCCCAUUGGGUCCUUCUUCCCGAAUUUCAAGCCACCGGAAACAGUUUUCAAAAUAGUAUUUUGGCUUGGGUACCUAAAUAGUUGCAUCAACCCUAUCAUAUACCCAUGCUCCAGCCAGGAGUUCAAGAAAGCCUUUCAGAAUGUGCUGCGAAUCCAGUGUCUUCGCAGAAGGCAGUCUUCCAAGCAUGCCCUGGGCUACACUCUGCACCCACCCAGCCAGGCUGUAGAGGGGCAGCACAGAGGCAUGGUGCGUAUCCCGGUGGGCUCAGGAGAGACUUUCUAUAAGAUCUCCAAGACAGAUGGAGUCCGUGAAUGGAAGUUUUUCUCUUCCAUGCCCCAGGGAUCGGCCAGGAUUACCAUGCCGAAGGACCAAUCCGCCUGUACCACAGCCCGGGUGAGAAGUAAAAGCUUUUUGCAGGUCUGCUGCUGUGUGGGGUCGUCGACCCCACGCCCUGAAGAAAAUCACCAAGUUCCAACCAUUAAGAUCCACACCAUCUCCCUCGGUGAAAACGGGGAGGAAGUCUAGAGGAUGGGAAAGGUCACAGGAAAAGGGAUGACACUAGGUACUGUUGAUUUUCCCACUCGGAAGGCCAGGUCCAUUCAACAAGGGGACCAUCUGGGGAAGGGGAGAAGGAGGGUACCUGUUUAUCGGGUGAGCGGGUAGGGCACAGGGGAAGAGGCGGGAUGUAGGGCUAACUAACUGCUUCUAAAGGACGGGCGGCCAGUUUCCCUCAGUCUUUCUCUGAUCCUGCCUUCCACUGCUGACCCUUUCAACAAGAAAUACCAUGGGAAAGAAAAUCUCAUACACAAUCCAGAAGACUAUAAAUACAGGAUGAUGAUUUCAUUGUGAAUAUUUUGAGCACACACUCUAAGUUUGGAGCUAUUUCUUGAUGGAAGGGAGGGGACUUUAUUUUCAGGCUGAACCUACUAGCGACUACAUUUGACAUUUAUGGAGAGGGGACCUAGACAGAAAGGAGUGCAAGGUAAUGACCAACAUGCUUUUAGAGCAAGUUGGACCACACCAUAUUCUCAGCUUUGGGUGAAACUGGUCAGGGGGGCUUCCCAAUGGUUGCUCUCUGACUGGUUCCUUAGCCCCAUUUGAAACUGGAGUGCAUUUUCCACUCUUGGAUCUGAGGAGUGUGGCCAGGACUAACCAAGGACAGCAUGCUUUUAUCAAGAGAAUAAGGUGUGCCUGGGACAGCACUUCCCAGAACUGGUGAAGGAAGGCUCCCUCUUUUAUCUCCCUUAAGGAGCAAGAGGCUGGGAUGGGAUGGAUACUAACGCCCUGCUAAUGCCCUGCUUAUUCCGCAUCCUCUUUGAUGUGACGAGCUACUCACCUUGCCUAGAACUCCAUAAUGGAAAUCCAGGCAUGGCAGAAUGCUGGCUUCCAUUUCCUUCCACUCUGUGUCGUGAAUGGAGUUCAUUUGUGGCAUGAAGAAUGAGUCUUAGGGUCCAGGUGCACCCCCGCCUGAGCUUCCAAACAUAUUGAUGCCUACCCUCAAACACUUUAAUUCAUUGCCAAACAACUGCCAAAAUUGAUUCCUACUUUUUGCAAAACCUGGGAAGAUGUGCUCUUUUCUUUCUUUCUUUCUUUCUUUCUUUCUUUCUUCCUUCCUUCCUUCCUUCCUUCCUUUCUUUUUCUUUUUUUUCUUUCUUUCUUUCUUUUUUUUUUUUUUUGCUUUUGCUUUAUAUAUGCCAAAUCCUUGCAUUCUUAGUAAUCCAGAUUAUUGCAAGUGGUGCCUAGGCUAAUCACAUGUAAAAACUAAACUAUACCUGCCAUUCCACUGUAAAAAUUGUAAGAUAAGGUGUUUGUCUGUGGCACCAACCCUAACAAGAAUCACAACUACCAAUGCUUUUUAUAACGUCUUCCCCUGCUCACCUAAUUUCUCCUAAGAGCUUCCGAGCUGGUUGAAGCUACCAUGAAAUCUUCUCAGUGAGGCUCCUGGCCUUCCCUUCCCAACUUUCCUUUCCUCCGUUACAUCAGAUGGAACUCUCUUCUAUCGGCCUAAGGGUAAAUCUCUACCCACUUUGCAAUGGAGGAGCUGUGUGCAUUGGCUGUGGCGGCUGUGGUUGGUUGUCUUGGAACUUUGACUAUGACCUGCUUUCUCUACCUUUUCCUGGACCCUGUCUUCUCAUUGGCCAGCUAGGUCGUUACUCAGCCUUGCGUUCUGAACUUGGCUUCUGUCACUAAAAGUUGGCUGGGAUUCUAGGCUCUUGGGCUCUUUGCAUAGCUCUUAACAGCUCUAACAGAUGUGGGUGUGUUGACAUCUGGAGAGACCUCCAGGACACAAACCUGGUUCAUUUUCUCUAUAGGCUUCGCUGUUCACAAUAUCAUACUUCUAAAUCUGAAUUCUAAAACCCAUUCUUGGUCGUGUCAUUCCCUCAUAAAAGGGCAUCUUGACGGGAAUAGGGAUCUUAGCUCUUCUUCAGCGGGGUACCAUUCCAUGUUACUGAUCAUCAUUAAAUCCCUUGAUAAUAAAAUGUAAAUGUUAAAAGUGAGAAAGCUCGGGAAUACUAAAAAAGCCACCGUUGGCACCGUUGCUAAUGAGGAAAAGGAAAAAAAAAACCAACUAGAAAAUGAGUUGUCAGAUAAAACCUUGACAAUCAUACCUUGUAAAGUUCCCCCAUAAACCAUUGCCUGCACACUCUGCUGGCACUCCUCCCUCCAACAGCCAAAUACCUAACAGCUUUUUCCACUCCCACAGCAGGACACUAGAUAGAAACACACCAACUUUAUAAGAAAUUGAUAAUGUCGCCAAAACAUAGUGUCAAGCACGGGAUAAACAACUUAAAAGUGAACUUGUGUUUAAUCAUCCACCAGAAAUGCCUGUACCGUUGAGUGUGCCAAAAACCGAAGUGGCUGCAGCCAAACAAAUGAUUGUCAUAUUUAUAUUCACGUGUUUACUGUUUCUAUUUGGAGUUUGAGGAAUUUACCCAGAGUAACCUCAGUUAGAAUGUCCUCUUCUCUGUGUUCUAGAAAACGAUCGCUUUAGGAUUGUCCCUAUGUCACAAAAUCAAUCCGACAUUAUGGUAGCAAAUUUUGAGUCUCAUCUUACAUUCAGACUGUGUGUACGAAGAGGGACCUUGAAUCUCUUUGCUUGAAAACUUUCUCCAGGGCAUCAGACCUGCCGUUCAGUUGGUGGAGUGCUUGCCUGGUAUACACUUGCCCCGCAGCACCUAAUUUCUGAGUGGUGGCUCACGACUGUAAACUCAGCUUUCAGGAAGUGCAAACAGGGGGAUCAAGAAUUCAAGGUCGUCCUUGAAUACUUAGUAAGUUUGAGCCAGCCUAGACUACUCGAGACUCUGUCUCAAAAAAAUAAAUAAAUAGAUAGAUCCAGGCUAUCCACUGUGAAAAAAGAACUUUCCUUUCCAUAGGCUCAUCUACGACUGCUUCUGCGUGGAAUCCCUCUGCAUUUGACACCCUGCAUUUGCAGAGCAGCAAGGCUUCUGGUGCUCCUCCAGGAUUGCCAGACAUGGUUUAUAUGAACACUUAGGAAGAAUGCCUCUUCAAAAACCUAUACAAACAAAAACCUACACAUUCCAGCUUUUAUUUUACAACUUAGCAAGAACAGAAGAGGCUGGCGGCAUCCCACCAGGGAUUGCAGGCCAUGUACUGGGCAUGUUAAUUUUCAUGGAUGCCACUCAGAGAGGAAGGCUCCGAAUGCUGGCCUCCAGGUAGCCAGAGACAGGCCAUUGAUACGCAGCUGUACAUUUUAGCUUGCUUCCUUUUCUAUAUGAAUCAUCAAGAAGACCUCCUAGACCAGCAGGUUUUGGGGCGAAAGCCUGGGAGCGAAACUUUUUUAGGAACUAUUUUCUUGAGCAGGUAAUUGUUCCUGCGUUAAUCACUGUUCCCUAAUCACCACUAACAAACAUUCCUAAUUGCUUCUCGGGAGAGCUCUGUCCCCAUCCUCUUGCCAAAAUAUGAUGCUGCCUCUUCAAUGAAUGCCUGCUGACUUAAUUAGGGAAGAGACUGGCUCCUCAGCGAAGGGAAAAGUGAACAGGUGGAUGUUUAAGCAAGCAGAUGAAAGGCAAGCGAAAACCAGAGAGACAAGAGAAGAGAGGGGUAGCAGAUACACAGGCAUCAGAUAUACUCACUAUCACUAUGGUCUCUUUUUUACACUACCAGGGCUUUUAUCCAUGAAACCACCUGUGCGACAGACAGACCCAGUUGGAACACUUCACCAGCUUUGGGCCUCCAAACUGAUGCUGAGGAGCUGGCUGAGGCCACAUCUUCCAAAAGCCAUGGCAACAGUGGCCUCUGGCCCUCCAAGGUCCCUGCAGGAUGAAGGAGUGAACUUGACUGUUGGGGGUCUGGGCUGGGAAGCAAGCUAGGAUUUCAGCAUAUAAUGUUGGCCCCUGGGCAAAGGUGGCAUUGGCAGGGUCCCCUUCAUGUUUCCCAGACCCUAUGGCAUACGAGUGAGCUGAGAAAUAGGCUUACUUGCUCUCUGUAGGAGAAUGUCAUGGUUCAAAACACCACUGCCAAACUUACAAAGGCCGUAGGAGUGGCAGGGACCAUGAAAGGGGAAAAUUGACCAAAGCUGUGGCUCAAAGCAGGGAGUUUAGUCACGAUUUCCCGUGACUGGUAAGCAAGCAACUGCCCUGAAACUGGAGGUUUAUUCAUUUCAGAGGGGGAGAUAAUGGCCUUUUCUUUCAUAUGGCUUGGGAGUUCUUGCCACACUGUCCCUGUAGCACACUCAGAGCCAUCUCACUAUAAGCUGGAGGUGAUGGUUUGUUAAGCCAUGAAAAUACAGACUUAAGUGAUAAAAAAAAAAUCUUAGUGUAACUUAGCAUUGCAUUUAGAGAAAAGAAUAUGAUGAUCAUCCUGGUCUAUGAAACAGGCUGAAUAAAAUAAGUGUAUGUGAACAUCAUAGGGAAUUAAGACAGAAAUUCCAAUGUGAAUUUAAUUUACUGUGCCUCACCACAUGCUUAUCAAAUCUUUCUUGGCUCAUUCCUGUGUAGGAGAAGAAAAGGAAGGAGUUUUGGGUUUUUUUUUUGUUUGUUUGUUUUUUCUUUUUUGAAUCUACUUUUGGUAUGUGAAGAAAUAGAAGUUAUGAGUCAAGGACUUCUUUGAACACCCUCAUAUUUAAUCUGUCUCGGAGAUGCUUCCAUGUCCCCCAGUGUCCGCUGUGUAUUUUGACUCACUGACUUUCAUAGUGAACUGCUUCAGUUUAACUCCAGAUCUGUCUGGACCUUCUCCCCUCCCAUCCUGGCCAACCACUGGGAAGAACUUGUUUUCUUGGCUAACAGACAGGCACAUGUCAUUUUGUUCUGUCGCCAUAGAUAAGCUGCUACAAAGCCAGGGGAGAGUCAGGGCAAGAGUUGAUUUGCUCAAUAGUGUGACAUGUAAGGUCAAAACCAGCUGUGACUGUCACCCUGAGGUUCCCAAAGGAAACCUGUGGGCCAUUGGGUACACUCUGACCAGCAGCCCCAGAUGGCCCCUCUUCACUGCACCACCCUGGUAUGAAACCAAAGAGGGUAAUGACAGUCCCCAGUGUAUGAGCUGGCAGGGUUCUGUGUUCGUCUGCUCAGAAGUCAAGAAUGUGUUUUUCCAAGAGGCAUUGUUACAAAUGGGGGUUGGGGGGUUGUUCCUAAAGAAGCCAAAAGUAAAUAACUAAAUACCUGUUUUAUGUAUACCAGGAGUUGGCCUGCUAUUUCCAUGAAUGAGAAACAUUUUAGGCAUGAUAAACUGUAUGGUCUCUGUUUUGGCUCUGGCAGGAGGCCAUGGACAGUCCUUUAAAAAUAUAGAGUCAUCGAUAGCUCAAAAGACAGGUUUAUCCAAUGGGACACAAUUUUUCAUCCCUGAUGCAAACCACUUGGAAUGGUUUCUGAAGAACUCAACCUCUCAUGGUCUGGACAUCUUUCAUGUGCUCUCUAAGUCAGCUUUGCUUCUCCAUCAUGGUCUUGUGUCUCUUAUUUUUGUCUUUUGUUUUUGUUUUUUUUCAUAUAAACUUUCCCUCCUAAGAGUUCCUUAAACUCUUUCAAGGCCUUGAUGAACUCAUAAAUUAAACUCAGUUCCCCCUUUACCUUGAACAAUGACUAAUCCAUCGGGUGACAAAUCCCAGGCUAAUGAUCCACGGGGCUGCUGUUGUCUCCAACGUUCUGUUUCUUGUUCCUCGAAACACACAUCGUCCUGUGCGCCCCCUGGAACUUGGGAUUGCCCUUUUCAUGGUCCCUGCCAUUGAACUUGAUGGAAAACUUCCGCUCUGAAGAAUCUUCCCCAACAUGGGUGUUCCAGUUUUUGCCAGGAGCUUCGGCCUUUAUAUCCCUGUGUUCAUUUAUCGGGUGCAUUUUUACACAGUUCUGCGGGCUUGCCCAGCUUCAGCAACAUUCACUGGCUUCAUCGCAGUCCUGGAUGCUAGAAGUCCAAAAUCAAGGCUUUGGUUUCCUGCCGUGAUCCCUACCCCAGAACCUCUUGGGCAGGAGAUGUCUCUGGUCUCACUAUCUCCAUCACAUUGCAGUGCCUUGUCUAGAGUGUCACAUCUUUAGCAUUAGUCCAAUCUAGAAAUGAGGAAAAGAAAAUGUAUUGUGGGAUCAAAACCUACAGAAGUGUUCAGAGGCAGAAGCCAUCCCAAGACAGGUCUGAAAGGGUGGGUCUCUGUCUUGAUGGAUCCACUAAAGAUAUCUGGUUUGUUGUUGUUGUUGUUUCAUCCUCUCUGAUCAAAAUCUGAGUAUGGGAUAAUGACUUCUCAACAUGCAAUGUCUCCCCUUCCUAGUCCCUGUGUCAUACCACAAGUGACAGUGGUUGUAAAAAGCAGAGGCACGGGCACAUUAACAAACAGUAAGCCCACGUGCAGAAACUUUCUACUAUAGAAGAGGUGCUCAAAAUCCAGCUGAUAAGGGCUGGAGAGAUGGCUCAGCAGUUAAGAGCACCAACUGUUCUUCCAGAGGUUCUUAGUUCGAUUCCCAGCAACCACAUGGUUGUAAUGAGAUCAGAUUCCCUUUUCUGGUGUGUCUGAAGAUAGCAACAGUGUAUUCACAUACAUUAAAUAAAUAAGUAAAUAAGUAAAUAUAUAAAUAAAUAAACUUUUUUUAAAGAUCCAGCUGAUAAAAUAGGAACGCUAUUGACUUAGUGUUUUAAUUCUGUGAACAAACACUAUGACCAAGGCAACUCUUAUAAGGAAAACAUUUCAUUGGGGCUGGCUUACAGGUUUUGAGGUUCAGUCCAUUAUCAAGGUGGGAAUAUGGCAGCAUCUUGGCAGGCAUGGUGCAGGAGGAGCUAAGAGUUCUACAUCUUCAUCUGAAGGCUGCUAGUGGAAGAUUGACUUCCAGACAACUAGGGUGAGAGUCUUAAGUCCACGCCCACAGUGACACACCUACUCCAACCAGGUCACACCUAUUCCAACAAGGUCACACCUCCAAAUGGUGCCACUCCCUGGUCCAAGAAUAUACAAACCAUCACAGCUAUUAAGAAGGGUGACCUGCAAGUACCUUAGAUACUUAGUAGCAAUUUAUUGCCAGUUUCCUACAAACUUGUUUUUGUUUUGUGGGGUUUUUUUUUAGAGUGAACCCCUUACUGGGGAACAAGUUAAUUAAAAGAUAGAGACCUUGCUUGCUCUCACCUCCAUUCCUGGCAGCCAGCCUGACUCUUGCCUUCCUAGAUUGAGUACCGCACCCAACCCUCAUCCCUAACUUCAAGUGAGAGCAGGAGGUCUGCUAGAGCCAUCCUGUCUCAGCUUCGAAAGCCCACAUCAAAAUGCAUGCUUUCCUCAUCAGAGGUGAAGGAAGAGAAUCUGUAUUCUCUGGACCUGACAAGUUACAAACAGCAUCCUUUCAGUUAUAACUAUGGUGACCUAACCCAAGCUUGCAGACACCAAGAUCAUCUCACGCCUUCCUGUGACUCAGAUGGAUGGUGCAGAAGGAAGGCUUAAGUCGUGAAAAGUCGAUUUUGUAGGUCUGUGAGGGUUAAGCCAACUUGUGAAGUCUUUGCCUUGCAAGCAUCAAGAAUUCCCUAGAAACCAUGAAAGAAAAAAGGAAGAGAAAACUGACAGGAAGGAAGGAAGAAAUCAAGGAAAGGAAGGGAUCACAGCUCCCAGCACUGAGGGGCAGACAGGUGGAUCUCUGGAGCUCGCUGGCUGGCCAGCCUAGUCAAAGCACUGAGUUCCAGGUAAAGGUGAGAGACUAUACCUAAAAGACAAGGUAGCCUGCUCCUGAGAGACACUUCCUGAGGAAAUUCUCUUGCCUACACACAUACACAUGCAUAGCUAUAUUUUUAGAACACAUGCUCCAAGCUAAGCCCUUUAACACUCUUUGAAAUGAUAGCAUACUAACGGUUGAGACUUUAUAGUCACACUGUAAAUGAAAGAGUCUCACAGAGAGCUGGCAUGAAGAUGUGGGCAUCUGGAGAGAGGGGAAGGUCUGCAAGGAGUUUGAGAGAUAGAAGCCUGAGACUUGACCCACUCAUUGCUCUGAAAUUCUCUUGUGUGAACCUGAACCAGACUCAGCAUGCUGAACCUUGACCUACUCAGCUCCACCCAGACCCCUAGCUCUGGAGGAAAGCCAAAAGAGCUAUAGGCAAGGUCAUCAGUCCUGGGCUGUAGUGUGCCUCCUCCUGUCUCAUGGUGACUCAAAGCAAGCUCCUUGACCUGUCUUCACCUGUGAAAUGGGGCAGGGGAGGGUGUGGCAGGUGUGAUGGGAAUUCAGGAAGAUGCCUCAUGAGAUGAUAAAAACCAACCCACUCACAGUGGGCCUCUUCGACCCACCAGGGCACGCCCCGUUUGUGUCAUUUUCCCAUCCCAGUUCUUCCCUCCACGGAUUGAGUGUUAUUAAGGCCUAAACACUCCACAGUCAACAACUGAUAGAGUAAGUUUUUCCGUUACCCUGAAUCCCUCCUCCGGCUCACCUGCAAGAUCGGCAGCAUCCACAGAUGUCUUUUGUAUGAUUAGAAAGGAAAUCAGAAACAGGCUGUGCCCUGCCGGGGCGCUGCACUCCGAAACUCAGACGCCAGCUCUGUUAUCUGUACCCUUCCCCCACCGUGCUAUUUUCUUUGGAUUAGAGAUGCUUUUACCUGGAAACUCCACUUUAAUUUUUUUUUUUAAGUCAAACUCCCUGAGCUACUUUGAAGAUUUCCACCAGGGUGGGACUGUCUAGGCAGGGUGGUGGUUGCGCUUUUCUCGGCUACCAACAGGGUACAUUAUCACAGCUGUCCUGUGAAAGGCACUACAUACUUGGUGCACAUGUGUUUAUAGGGCUGAUGCCACAAGAAAAAAAAAAAAGGCAUCCUGAUUGCAGGACAAGGGACAGGAUUCGACACAGAGCUUCAGUUUAAAUUUGUCUAAGGAGUCAGGGCUAAGCAAUGCCUGGCAACUGUCAGAAGUAAAUGGUUACAAGGCGAACAGCCAUUCCCAAUUACUAGCAGGGGCAGCUGGAGUUGGCAUGGAAUUCAGCAGCAACAGGAGCUGUAGGACACAUGUUCUCCUUGGAUAGUGCCAUGGGCCAUUCCAAGGACCUCUGGGCACCUCUGGACAAGUGACUUCAUGGGAAGGUUCACACCACAAGCAUCACUGAGCAUGGCUGGCAUAUUUGGGAGGCUGUGUCUGGCAGAGGUUGGCCACCGUCUCGAUGCCAGCAGUCUCUCAUGACUCCAAACCUCAAAUCUGCUCUAAGCAGAAGGGAAAAGUCGGCUUGUGAGCUGAGCUUUUUGGUCCAACUGUGCUUCAGAUAAACACAGCCCGUGGCUAUUUCAGGUCUCGGUUUUAGGGAGCAGCUGUGAGGUUAUGGAAAGAGCCAAGGGGAGAACCUUGACCCAAGUGGCUGUUUCUCUGAGUGCUGGGAGAGAGGAAGCUGGGGCAUGGCCCCUCAGAGGUCAGGAGGACAUCACGGGGCUGUCCCACUGACGGGGUACAGAUGUCUCAAUUCUGGGAACCCUCUUUGCCAAGUUCUGACUCUCUAAAAAAUGGAUGUUUGAAGUUUGGAGUAAAAAAUGCUACCCUGUGAAAAGAGAGCAUUUUAUUGCAUUGAUACCUGGUGGUCUCAAAGCAGAAUAUGGGGGCCAGCAAGACGGCUAAACACUUGCCACCAAGCCUGAAGGUCGGAGUUUAGUCCCUGGGAUCCACAUGGUGGCGAGAGCCAAUUCCUUCAGUUGUUCUCUGACCUCCACACAUGUGCUUCGCCACACAUGUAAAAUAAAUAAGUAAAAUGUAAAACAAAGAAAGCUCAUUUUAAAAAAAUCAGAAUAGGGAUCUCUAAAGGUCCACCUACCCUGCAUUUUAUUGAAAUAUAUGUCUAUUACAGGAAGCCAGAUACCUAUCUGUGACUGAUAUCCAAUCUCCCCAAAUUGCCCUCUGUCCUUCUGGGGUCACUCCAGGAGAUGCUGAAUCCUGCCCGACAUGUGGGCAUGUCCCUUGCCUAAACAUCAUCUCACAGGGACACAAAUCUCACAGUCACGUCACGGCCUUCAACGCUGGGACACAAGCAGUUCAAUAUCUAUAAAGCAAGCUUAGAUAACUUCCCCCAGUGGAUUCUUACAAGUUAAACACCCAAGGUGUAAUGUGCUGCUCAGUGGCCUGGUAUGAAUAUGGUCUAGUUAAUCCCCAACACCACACACAAAAAACGACUGAACACUGAAGUCCCUUUAGUGUCCCUCAAACCCUAGCCUAUCCAUAGAAGUAGAGGGAAGCCAGCACACAAAACAAAUCCCCACCUUCUUCCUGAGGAAGCUCCCACUGCAUCCAGCUGUGGGCGCCAUCAUGGAUCUAGGGUGUGGUAUGGGCUGUCUGGGACCCGAGGGAUGGAGAACCACAAUGACAGAGAGAGUCUUCACCUUCAGAACAUGCAUGGUCCGUGGAGGGGAGGAGCAGAUCAAUUAAUCUGUGAGACGAAUAGUUAUGAAGGAUCCUGUGUGGGAGUUUGGAGGGAAGUGCCCACUAACCACAAAGUUAGGCUUCUCAAAAAUAUUAACCUUCCUGGAUCCUGAGAGAAAAAGACAGUGGGCAAUGAAGAAAGUUGCUCCCAGAAAGGAAGAAGCUCACCCAUGCAAAGGACCUGUGGCAAAUCCAUCUUAAAUAUGGAUGGGGGUUGCAGCUCCUUUAGUAUGCCAGGCAAAUAACUAUGGCAGACCCUUGACUCAGCAAACCUCACUCCCCGAGACCUGCAGGCAAAUAUCUCUCUCUAUCUAUCUAUCUAUCUAUCUCUCUCUCUCCCUCCCUCCCUCCCUCCCUCCCUCCCUCCCUCUCUCUCUCAUGGAAAACUCCUGGAAAAACCAGUACACAGAGAAUGUAGGGGCUCUUUUCCAGUAGAACCACCAGGUUUGCCCUGGCUGAAAAUCGGAAAGCAUUGGUUAUCUUGUAGCCUGCAUUUGUUGUCAAAGCUUUCUACAAUAUUAUAGUGAGAUGCCUGUACAGGAAAAAAAAAAUCUAAUUUAUUUCUCAUUGUCCAUUCUCUCAAACAUGAGGUGUUUAAUCCGAAAGAAUAGCCAAGGGCUUGAGAAGGCUUAGUAAGAAAAUUGUAGGAAAGGCAAUUCUGUGCAAUUAAGAGUAGAAAAACUGUUAUAGCAAGGAAACAUUGUACAAUAUAUUUAGGGGGGGAAGGAGUUUUAUCUUGCAAAACAAUACAGCAGUGAACUGCAUGCAUCACUACAAUGCCCCCCUGGUUGCCUUCCAUGCCAGAGAGGAAGGGGCAGUAGCUGUUUCUGCCAGGACAAGUGUGCAGCCAAUGGUGUUUGGUGAUUAUUGCAAAUUAAACAGCCCAGGAAGCAGAGGGGAGAGCAGAUAAAUCGAAGGACUUGGACUACACUUUUACAGCCUGCCGGCGCUUACCAACUUAACUUACUAGGUCUGGGGGAAAGUGUGUCUCAGUAAAUAAAAGAAAGCUGCUGCUAUUCCAGCACGAACCCUGACAUUUGCUGGCCUGAUGCAGCUUUUCUGCCUGUCUCUUCCUCAGAGCUGCUGAAUAUACAAACACACGACUUCCAUGCUGCCAGAGAUGUAGAUGUGGGCUGCCUGGCUGGUUUUAGCUGCCAUUAUGCUCCCAUAACCUUUGAUAUGUAACAUUCCCAGGAGGUACAGCAGUUCCUUACUGCCCAGCGAUCGAGAGCUAUGCCCACCAGUUUCAGGUUUGGUCUUUGGUCGGUGGAGUUGAUAAUCAUGUUUCCUUCAGUUAGUGUAAAUCACGCUAAGAGUCUGGUAUGUGCUCUAUGCUCUAUAAGGGAGAAUUCUCUCCCAUGUGAAAAUAAAGUAUCCAUGUGUGUGCAUUGUUGUACUUGAAUUGUGUGCACCAUUGUGUAUUAAUGCAUAUAGGCCACACUCAGACAUCUGCAAUGGCUUUGAAGCAUCUGAUUCCAUUUAAAUGGACUCCAUGCCCUUGGCAUGUGCUAUGUAAGUGUUUAUGAAUUUUCUAUGCAGCACUUUUACAGGUCCAUUUGUUUAUGAUGUGACAUGGUAGACAAUCGUGUUGGUUUAUGUUCUUCUUGUUUUUCAAGAAAGUAAAUGUACAUACUACUAAGCAAAUGAAUAAAUUAUUAAAAUAUAGGCUUUAUGGAUCAUGCCCACUGUUGAAAAUAAAUCUAUCUUAUUUGUUUCAUAAUGUGUCUGUCAUGAUGAUGAAAAUUUAUAUGGCCCUUAUACAUAUUGACACCAUGUAUUUAAGCUUUGUUCAAUAUUGAUGAGUGUUCCCUAAUAAAAUAUUUUAAACGUCUUUCUCUAAA
Mus musculus (house mouse) is the source of this 14563-nucleotide messenger RNA. It is a transcript of the gene Adra1a, whose product is annotated as adrenergic receptor, alpha 1a. The transcript has 3 exons. Gene Ontology annotation, cellular component: caveola; nucleus; nuclear membrane. Lineage: Eukaryota; Metazoa; Chordata; Mammalia; Rodentia; Muridae. Gene Ontology annotation, molecular function: protein heterodimerization activity; adrenergic receptor activity; G protein-coupled receptor activity. The record is from RefSeq and is a predicted model, not a curated record. The coding region runs from base 1049 to 2449 and encodes 466 amino acids. Gene Ontology annotation, biological process: cell growth involved in cardiac muscle cell development; G protein-coupled receptor signaling pathway; regulation of vasoconstriction.